Messenger RNA from Diplodia corticola, 834 nucleotides. Its product is annotated as carbonic anhydrase. The record is from RefSeq and is a predicted model, not a curated record. Gene Ontology annotation, molecular function: carbonate dehydratase activity; zinc ion binding. Bases 1 to 834 code for a protein of 277 amino acids. The transcript is spliced from 2 exons. Lineage: Eukaryota; Fungi; Ascomycota; Dothideomycetes; Botryosphaeriales; Botryosphaeriaceae.
AUGCUUUCCAACAUCCUUCCCGUUGCCCUGCUGCUCUCUUCGGUCAGCGCAAGCUGUCUCCACGGCACUUCGUUGAUGCCUCGCCGCUUGAACAAGCGCGCCGAGGUCGAGGUCAGCAACUACGGCUACACUGGCCUGACCGGCCCUCUCAACUGGCACAACAUUGAAGCCGGCAACGAGCUGUGCAACCACGGGUCCAACCAAUCACCCAUCAACCUUGACAGUACCGUAACCCUGGCGACCGAAGCCCCCUCCGUCAACAUCACCAACGUCGAGUCCGCCGAGUUUGAAAACCUCGGCACCACUCUCGAAACCAUCGUCAACGGCACGACUUUUGUGGGAGGGGAAGCCUUCAACCUCGCGCAGUUCCACCUGCACACGCCGUCGGAGCACCGCAUCGAGAACGAGUACUUCCCGCUCGAGAUGCACAUGGUGCACGAGGCGGCCGACGACUCGGGCAAGAUCGUCGUCUUGGCCGUCCUCUUCCAGCUCUCGGAGGACGGCGCAACGACCGACCUGCUCAGCGCGGCCACGCAAAACAUCGCCGAAGUCGAAGUGCCCGGCUCGGUGACGGAGACGGCCGCCCUUGACUUCGCGCCGCUGGCGCAGCACCUGCAGGAGACGCCGCUGCUGACCUACACGGGCAGCUUGACGACGCCGCCGUGCACCGAGGACGUGACGUUCCUCAUUACGCAGGAGCCCAUGCCGUUGAACGUUGCGACGUACAACAAGAUCAAGAGCGUCAUGAAGUUCAACGCUCGCUUCAGCCAGAACUCGCUCGGUCUGACGAACUUGCUUGAUCAGACUGCCCUUGCGGGUCUGGCCAUUGCGUAG